This is a messenger RNA of Syzygium oleosum, 1430 nucleotides long. RefSeq names its product reticulon-like protein B12. The coding region runs from base 358 to 987 and encodes 209 amino acids. The transcript has 4 exons. The record is from RefSeq and is a predicted model, not a curated record. NCBI's taxonomy places the organism in Eukaryota, Viridiplantae, Streptophyta, Magnoliopsida, Myrtales, Myrtaceae.
AGGAAAGAGAAAAAAAGAGAGGAUGGAUCGAAGCUGAGAGAGAGGUCAUGAAUGAUGAUGAUGACCGGUGCUCUUUUCAGCUUUUAGGCUGGAAAUGGGAGACCACCAACCAACCAGUCACAACUUUCAACAUUCAUUCAUCCCCUGUUUCUGUUCUUUUAAGAUUUCCGAGCAAUACUUUAAUUCCAUACCACUAAAAGUCAGUGGUUUCAAUAGACAGGAAACAGGGAAAAAGUACGAAACUUCAGAGAGAGUCCAAGACAUGGCAUUACGGCUGCUCCUCUGUACUGGUCUCGGAACCACGCGCUGAAAUGUUCUAGGACAACGGGUCUCCGAGGAUUCGAUCUUUCUUCGGAAAUGGGUUCGUCUGACCGAUUGUUCAACAGGCAGAGAACUGUCCAUGAGGUGCUUGGCGGAGGUCUUGUUGCGGAUGUUAUAUUAUGGAGGAGGAACAAAUUGACAUGGGGGAUACUGGUAGUGACUCUAGCUGCUUGGGUUGUGUUUGAAAUAUCUGGAUAUACUCUAUUAUCGCUAUCCUCCAGUGUUCUGCUCCUACUCACCACUAUUCUCUUUCUUUGGGCCAAAUCUGCAGCCAUACUCAAUAGACCUUCUCCACCCCUACCAGAGAUGCACAUAUCAGAAGAUAUGAUGAACGAUGUGGCAGCUUUUGCCCGAACUCAUAUAAAUGCUCUGCUCUUGGCUUUCCAAGAUGUUGCCUUGGGUAAAGAUACGUGGAUGUAUUUUAAAGUCGCUAUAUCCUUGUUGCUGAUUUCCAUAGUUGGCAGCUUAACUGAUUUCCUCACAUUGGGAUACACUAGCCUUGUUGUCAUCCUCACGGUUCCAGCUCUCUACGAGAAGUAUGAAGAACAUUUUGAUAAGUACGUCAUGGCAUGUUAUGGCAGUGCCGUGCAGUUUUACUCAAAAUUAUCUGAAGGUUAUAUCAGCAAAGUUCAGCAAUGGAUUGCAGAGCAGAAAAAACUGAGUUGAUGUCCUACAUCUCUCGCCUUUAUUCCCGUUAGAUGUGUCUUCUCUGUAACCACUGUAUCUUCCUUUUCUGUCUCUCUGUCUCCCAUUCCAUUCCAUUUUUCCAAGAUGCUGGGGUGGACAGGAUUAUUAGUGAGUUUUGAGUGCUUUUUUUUUUUUCCCUUUCUCUAUAUGCCUAUUUUUUUGUCAAUAUGUUUCGUUUAUCGAGUUUUAGUCUGGAGCUUCAGGGUUAUGAGGAGUCUGUCUUCCAACAGUAGCUUUCAGCUGGGGCAAAAAUGUUGUGUUGAGUAUCUGGAGAGAAUCCUUCUUGUUAGCGGAACAAAUGAAAAAGGAAACUUGUAUGUACUUACGAUUUGUACAGAUUUUAAUUUCUUUUGGGGCUAGGCUUGAAGUAUGAUACACAUUCGUGCCUCUCUUACUCUUAAUGCGUUAUCUGACUGACCAAA